Messenger RNA from Psylliodes chrysocephalus, 2012 nucleotides. The record is from the annotation of a GenBank genome assembly. Lineage: Eukaryota; Metazoa; Arthropoda; Insecta; Coleoptera; Chrysomelidae.
UGACCAUCUAUUUUAAGAUGUAGGUACUUACUUAUUAAAGUAAUCAGAACAUUAUUGAAGUGAAGUGUCUUUUAAAUAAAUUAUUAAUUUUGAUGAACGGUCUAAUUUAUUAGUUUUAAUUUUAAUAAAUCAGAUUCUAAAAAUGCCCAUUGAAAAUAAAGAAGAAAGUGGUUUUUGUGAAAUAUGUAAAGCUCCAUCAAAAAGAAAAUGUUCAGCAUGCAAACUAAUAUUUUAUUGCAGCACGGAACAUCAUCAAGAACAUUGGAAGGAACAUAAGACAACAUGUAGACCUUUUGAGGAAGCCUACUCAAAAGAACUUGGCAGAUAUCUAAAAGCUACUAGAGAUUUGAGCCCUGGAGAAAUAAUAUUUUCCGAAACACCUCUUGUGUUUGGACCAAAACCGCAUCAUAUUGAAGAAGGUCCAUUUCCAUGUGUUGGGUGUUGCAGGUUACUCAGUGAUCAAAUGUGCGAAAGAUGUCCAGGAUGUCUUUGGCCUAUUUGCAACUUAAACUGCGAAGGAUUAAAAGUAGCCAAUUAUCAUGGCUUUGAAUGUAAUAUUCUAAGAUUAAGACCUCCUAGUGAGAUAAAAUCAUUUUACAACUUUUACAGAUUCGACGUUUUAAUAAUUUUAAGAGCUUUGUAUCUUCAACAAGCAAAUCCGAAAAAAUGGGACAUAAUGAUGAAGUUAGAAGAUCAUAUUGAAUGUAGGGGUCCUCAUACGGAAAUAUUUAAGGCGGUACAAGAAAAAAUACAAAUUUUGGAAGACAACUAUUUAAAACCAUUAAAAGAUUACGAGAAAGAAAUUGGUCAACUAAUUAUACCUAAAGUAUCUCCUGAUAUAAUUCAUCGAAUCUAUGGAAUUUUAGAUGUUAAUGCGACAGAACUAACGGAAGAUAUCGAUGCAAUGAUACUUUACGGUACAUCUUCAAUACUAGAACAUAGUUGUGUACCAAAUGUGAUGCAGUUAAUUGAUGAAAAGGAAAAUUUUAAAAUUACCAUAAGAGCUGCUUUACCUAUUGAAAAAGAUGAUCAUAUAUCUUCAAUUUAUACCCACAUUCUUUGGGGAACCGCUGCUAGAAGAGACCACCUUCUCCAAACUAAAUAUUUUAAAUGUAAAUGCAGAAGAUGCCAAGAUUCUACUGAGCUGGGUACAUAUAUAAGUGGAUUAAAGUGCAUUGGUGGAAUUGAAGGCAGUCCUUGUGGUGGUUUACAACUUCCUGUAAAUCCUACGUUAGAAGAAGGUGCAUGGGAAUGUGGCAAAUGCAAAAUAAGGUUGCCAGAAAAGGACAUAUUGAAGUUUGUAUCCCACCUUGGUGAUGAAGUGGAUAAGCUAAUGUCGAAAAUUCCACACCUUCGAGAACUAGAAGAUAUUCUAUCCAAACUGCUUUAUUUUCUUCACCCAAAUCAUUAUUUGGUAUACAAUAUUAAGCAUUCUCUUGUUCAAUUAUUGGGCACAGAGGAAAAUGUAGAAUACACCGUAGAUGAUUGGAUAAAAAAGUUGAAUUUAUGCGAAGAACUUAUUAACAUAACUAAAACUAUCGAUCCUGGAAAUGCACGAUUGAGUUUAUAUCUCGGGGUCCUUUUGAAUGAAUUAUUCAUAGCGCAAUUCAAAAUUCUUUCAAGAACUUGGAAUAAUCCAACUCAAAAUUUGUAUACCGAACAACUAAAGAGCGAUAUUCUUAGGACUAUUGAGGAGAACAAGAAAACGUUGGCAUAUGAACAAAAAACGGUAUCUGGUAGUAAGCUGUAUGAAGUCGUGAUUAGGAAUGAACAAACAUUUAAAAAUUGGUCUGAAGGCAAUGCUAAAUAGAUACCUAAAUAAUAUAGAAUACUUAUUAAGUACGUACUUACGUUAUAGAUGAAUUAAGGUAAACUGUGUUAAAUCUGUUAUAGAUGAAGUAAAAUGGUUGUAAUUUUUAUUAUAGUUUUUUUUUUUUUAUUUAAGAAAAUAUAUCGUAUAAUCCAGUCAAUGAACGUUCAAUCGGGAGCUGUGGGUGACAUGGAAAAGGUGC